UUGCAUUAUGAAAGGCACAAAUAUGUGUGCACAAAAUUAUGAGCUUCAUUGCGUGAAAAAGUUCAUGUUUUUGAGCCAGACAAAUUAUAGUUUUAGUUAAAAUGCUCUUUGUCACAUAAAAGAAAAAUUUGUACUUUUGGUUUCUGUUCUAUUUUCCAUGACAGGGUGUUACCCUGAUCUGAGUCCGCAGUGCUUUCCUUGUAUUCUCGUAGGAAGACUAAUACGUUUUUCGAUACUUUUCUAUGCGUGAAUAAUUGUUUUGGGUCAAACAAAUAUUGGACCGCAAUGCAGCUCAUCAUUUUGUUAAUUUACGCAACUUUUGUACGCACAGAAUUACACACUUUGAUCACCACAUACACUGGAGUAAGAGGCAUUGAAGGAAUCCCUGAGUUUUGGGCUGUGUCUACAUUGGAUGGGAAGCAGAUUAAUUAUUAUGACAGUAUUACACAGACGCUUAUUCCCAAACAGAAAUGGUUAGAGAACUAUUCAUCUUCAGAAAUUUGGAAAGAAGAUACUGUUAUCAGAAGAAAGGCACAGGACAACUUUAAAAACAGUAUUGAUAGGCUAGUUAGACGCUUUAAUCAAUCGGACGGUAUACACACUUACCAGAGGAUGUAUGGCUGCAGUUGGGAUAGUGAGACGGACGAAUCGGAUGGGUUUGAUAUGUAUGGUUAUGAUGGAGAAGAUUUCAUUACAUUAGAGCUGAAGAACAAAAGAUACACAACACCUUUACCACAGGUGAUUCCCAUUGCAGAAAAUUGGACCAGGAAGCUUCAGGAUGAAAUUAUACCACACUACUUGAGAUAUGAAUGUUCGUUCUUCCUAAAGUACUUUUUGUGUUUGGCUAAUGGUACUUUAAACAAAACAGCUCUACCUGAGGUGUCUCUUCUGCAGAAGAACCCCAUGGCACCAGUGGUGUGCCAUGCCACAGGUUUUUUACCCAAAACUGCAUCCAUUGUGUGGAGGAAAAAUAGAAAACCUUUAAACAACACCCAGCUAGUGAACUUGGAGGUAUGUCGGCCAAAUGAAGAUGGGACCUUUCAGAUGUAUGCGGCCCUCUACGUGAUCCUAGAUGAAUGGAAAAAGGACAAGUAUGUUUGUGUUGUGGAGCACCAGAGCUGGACAGAGAGGAUCCAGAAGAUCUUGACUGAGGAUGAGAUUAAGAGAAAUAGUUCAGACCAGAAGAGAUCUGCACCAUGCGUGGUUGUGACCCUUGUUUCUAUUGCUGGUGUUGUUGUUUGUUUCCUUUUUUGCUGAAAUAAGUAAGUCUUUCUACGAGAAAUCCCCAACAAAAACACACUAUUUUGCCAUUAAGUCUCAAUGUGUUGAAAAUAGAUGUUGUUGCAUUCACUUCAGCCUUAACAAAUAAUGGGUAACAAUUUACAACACUUUACUUGUUAUUAUCUUAUGUUAGUUAAUGCAUUUAUCAUUUAUCAUUUAUGCAUUUAAGCCUUAUUGCAAAGUGUAACAAAAUAAUUGAAUGUCUGGUUUUAAGGUCAAUUCAUUUUGAGUAUAUAUCUUUAUACAUGUUUUUUAUUAUAGACACAAAUAUUUAAAGCUUAUAUCAUGUUAUAAAUUUGUCAUCAACAUUUAGAAAUGGGCAAAACUGAAGAAAAAACCCAGAUCUUCAUGAACAUGGACACCUUGUUUACAGGACAUUUUUUAUUGAUAGUACUUUAAGCUUAUACAGUACAUUCACUAAGUUGUAUAAGACCAAUGUGCAUUACCGUCACUGUGACUUUAUUCUACAUUCACUUACUUCUAUCAAUUGUUAAAUACUUGGUGUCAUUACCAAAUGUGAAAUGUCUUUGUGCAAUAUUAUUACUUGGUCACUUUAUUCGGCUGAAGUCACCUAUUUCAUUUCAGUCUGUUACUUCUGGUAACACUUCCUUCAUGUACACACUUCAAAAACUCACAGAAGGGUAUAUUUAGGUAACAGUUAAAUGUCAUGUGUUAACAUCAUGUUUGGACUAUGCUUUCAGCAAACUGCGUAACUGAGUAUUUUGGGAAGUGAAUGAUGCAUGGACAGAACCUGUUUUAACUGUGUGCUUUAGACUAUCCAGAUGUCUUCCAUACAGAGAAAAAGGGAUAGGCCUAUUGUCAACAACCAAUCACUGCUGUGACACAGAUAGGUGCUUAAUCUCCUGAUCAAAAAGGGUUAAAUGUACACAUAAACACACCCUGUUCUGAAUCUUUGUUCAGAAGACAUUAACAUAAGAUGUUGAAUACUUUGAAGAGAUUGUCGAGAAAAAUUUACUCUGGGGGUCGAACUUUCUCUUCAAUGUUUCUGUGGAAGACUACAUCCAAUGUAAAUAAGAAUGUAAAUAUCCUUCCCCAAACAUCUUGUCAAAGACAAGGCCAUUAACUUACAUUAAUGUUUGUUCUAAACAAGCAGUCAUUUGCAUAUAAGAAACAGUUGCCACAAAUACGGAUGUACCAAUUGCUAACAUCAGCUUAAAAUAUUAUUCAUUCUGUUAGAUAACAUUAUUAUGUCAUAAAAGCAUUACAUUUCCUCAUGUCAUGAAAUAUAUUUUACUACUUUUAAUACACACUGUGACCUAUAUGUUCUUGUAUGUUCUUCUUGUAUAUAAAGAGGGGGUUUUCCUUUAAGCUCAACUAUGUCAACAUAACAAAAGGGUUUCCCAUUACAAUA
Molecule: messenger RNA, 2653 nt
Organism: Triplophysa dalaica
Lineage: Eukaryota; Metazoa; Chordata; Actinopteri; Cypriniformes; Nemacheilidae
Product: major histocompatibility complex class I-related gene protein-like
Exons: 5
Coding region: 286-1257 (323 amino acids)
Biological process (GO): immune response
Cellular component (GO): external side of plasma membrane
Source: RefSeq, a predicted model, not a curated record